UAACAUUUUUUAUUGGCAAAAUUUUAUGCUCGUAACAACAAUAUAAUAUAUGCGUUUCUUUGUUGUUGCCGGUUUUCCCUUACUUCCUCCCUCUAUCCCAAUUCAUUUAAGUCUAAAGAGUAAAGGUAAAUUUAUUUUCGAUUCGACACUCAGUAUUCAUCUUUCAACUGACAGGAUACCGUCAACAAAAUUAUCGGACGAUGUCAUCGACGACGACCGCGACUUGCGAGGUAGGUCCAUAGAUACAUAGUAGCCCGCAGUCCUGUGUUCUGUGACGACGGACUUAGUAUCAACGUUCGGUCCAGUCCCGUGUUGUGUUCCAUACUAACGCAAUUCGUGGAAAACGUAAAUGUUGUCCACCAUCAAUAUGAAUACAAAAGUACGUAGAAAAUCUUAUCUAAUAAUAGAAAAUAAUAAACCGAGGAAAAACGUAACCAACAAUCAACAUUUUAUGAUACGUUCUACUCAAAAGUUUUCUUGUUCGCAAUGCUAAUUUCACGAAGAGGCGCACACGUGCAGACAUCGCGGUAUCACGAUUCUUGGGUUGUGCAUUAUAUCGGAUCACACCAUUUUUACAGUGAUCGUCAAACGAGUCGAAUAAAAUAAGCACCGCAAUACUUUACCAGACAACACAAAAAAAUGUUUUCCACUAAAAUUUUCAUCGUGUUUACGCUUUACAGUCUGACUUUGGAUAGUAUUUCUGGAAAACCUUUCGUUGAUGGACUGACAGCGUGCAAAAGAAGCGAUCCAAAUUUGGACGAGUGUCUGUUGAACAUGCUUAAACAGACUAAACCUCAACUCAUACAAGGUAACCCGGAACUGAAUCUGCCGCCAUUGGACCCAGUGCAUAUCCCCAGGGUUUCGGUAUACAAGAAUAUGCAAGAUAUCCGGGUGACUGGAGAGCUAUCCAACCUGACGGCUAAAGGCGCCAGUUCGAUUACCUUCAAAGCGUUAAAAGUAAAUUUAAGAGAAAACACAUGGGACAUGGUCAUAGCGGUUCCUCUCAUUACGUUCGUCACGGACUUCAACUUGAACGUCACGUUAAAAGUUAUUCUUAUGCCAGUCUUUGGAAAUGGACUGUGUGACGGAAAAAUUAGUCGUAGUGUCGUUCGAUUUCACGCUAACACCGAAGUGAAAGACGGUAAAUUGAAGUUGAAUGAUAUCAAAAUCAACUUGAGCCUUGGUGACGUGGAAGUGCACAUUAUAAAAUCGCAAAACCCAACAUUGGCGCAAACAACGUCGCAGUUUUUCAACACGAACAAGCGCAUGAUUCUCGACCUGGUUACGCCGGUCGCCGAGGACGUGGUACGACAGAUGUUGCUCCGAUACAGCAACAGAAUUCUAUCCACGAUUGAGAUUACGGAUUUGUUGAUUGACUGAGCCGACAAAAUCUUCGUGGAUAUUGGCACGGCUACGUGUCAUAUACUUUGAACAAUUAUAUAUUAUAAUAUUAUAAAGUACUUUUUUCUUAGACUUAAAAAGUACUAUGAUAUAUUAUUAUAGACUAUUCGGUUGGAGCACUAUACAUUUAUAUGAAUAAGACUUCGGCAUAAAUCCUGAUACUUUGAUUUGCGCUCGGGUAUCAUCAUAUUAUAGGCUUUGGUCUCAUGCUUGUAUAGUUGUAUAUACCUGUAGGUGUCGCACUGAUGCAAAAAUCAUAAUAACAAUCAAUUAAUUACUAAUUAUUAUAGACUCCAAUAUAGAAAAAUAAGCGUAUGUUAUAGACUUAAUUUAGACCUAACAUGUAUUAUAUCUCAUCAAUACCAAUUAAAAACAUUUAUUAUUGU
Messenger RNA from Melanaphis sacchari, 1787 nucleotides. Its product is annotated as protein takeout-like. The transcript has 8 exons. The record is from RefSeq and is a predicted model, not a curated record. NCBI's taxonomy places the organism in Eukaryota, Metazoa, Arthropoda, Insecta, Hemiptera, Aphididae. Bases 640 to 1380 code for a protein of 246 amino acids.